UAAAUGCAUUACAAACUGGCACUAAAGACAGAAAAAAAGAAUUGCUUUAAAGCUUUUUUGAUCUCUUGUUUUGAAAUACUAAAACGCAAACUAGCGCGUGUACAUCCGGUGUGGCAGUGACGCGGGCGGAAGUCGUCGCUCCGUGUCAGCAGAUAGGAAAUGGAGAGAGAAGGGGCCUCAUCGAUAGAUUAGCGGCGGUGAGAGUGACCGAUGCUGGUGAACGGAACCCAUGGAGCCCCAUGAGGAGAAACCCAUCAUCUACACGAUGGAGAACAAACCCAUAGUGACCUGUGCGGGCGAUCAGAACCUGUUCACAGCUCUGUACGGAUCACUGACCCAGCAGCUGCCCAGAGAGCCCAUGGAGUGGAGGAGGUCUUACGGACGAGCACCGAAGAUGAUCUAUCUGGAGGCUAAUUUUGUCCAGUUUAAGGAGGAACUGCUUCCUAAAGAGGGAAAUAAAGCGCUGCUGACGUUCCCCUUCCUGCACAUCUACUGGACCGACUGCUGCGACUCGGAGGUGUACAAGGCGUCGGUGAAGGAGGACAUGCAGCGCUGGCAGGCUGCUCUGCGUCUGCACGGUUCGGUGGAUUGGCUCAUCGCGGUGGUGGAGAGCGACAACAAGAAGAAGAACAAGACCAACAUCCUGCCGCGCACCUCCAUCGUCGACAAGAUCCGCAGCGACUUCUGCAACAAGCAGAGCGACAGGUGUGUGUCUCUGUGCGAUCCGCUGAAGGAGUCGUCGCGCUCGCAGGAGUCCUGGAGCUCGUUCCUCACCAAGCUGCGCACGCUGCUGCUCAUGUCCUUCACCAGGAAUCUGGGCCGCUUCGAGGACGACAUGAGGACGCUGCGAGAGAAACGCACCGAGCCCGGCUGGAGCUUCUGCGACUACUUCAUGGUGCAGGAGGAGCUGGCGUUUGUGUUCGAGAUGCUGCAGCAGUUUGAAGACGCUCUGGUCCAGUAUGAUGAACUCGACGCUCUUUUCACACAGUAUGUGCUCAACUUCGGCGCUGGAGACGGAGCUAACUGGCUGGGCUCGUUCUGUCAGCCGGUGCGCAGCUGGAUGUGUGUGUCUGUGGAGAGCGGCGGUCUGGACUGCUGGGUGUUUCUCAGCUCUCUGGAGGUCCUGCACCGGAUCGAGGGCUGCUGCGACCGCAGCCAACUAGAGGCUAACUGCUCCCACACCGUGGGCCUGUGGACCUACGCCACGGAGAAGCUGAGGUCUCUGGGUGAUCUGUGUGGUCUGGUGUCUGAGAACGGCCCGGACUCUGAGGACCUGAACAAAACCGUCGACCUGCUGGCUGGUCUGGGAGCAGAGAGACCCGAAACGAUCAACAGUCCUCAGAGUCCCUAUAAGAAGCUGAAGGAGACGCUAUCAUCCGUGGAGGCUUUUGAGAAACACUAUCUGGAGCUGUCUCACGCCGCUAUGGAGAUGUACAGAGCGAUCGGGCGGCUGCGCUCGGCCCGGCUGGUGGGGAAGAGUCUGGCUGAGUUCUACAUGAGGAAGGGUGACCCCCAGAGCGCUGAGAACUUCCUGCUGGAUUCUCUGAAGUCAUACGUGUCGGAGAGCUGGAGUCUGCCGCUCACACACACACGCAAACAGAUCGCAGAGUGCCAGAAACAGCUGCAGAAGAUGGACGAGUAUCCUUCACUCAUCACUGAGAGACGCGUCACACACCAAUGCUCGUGUGGCUCUGAGCAUGAGCUCCUUCACUCGGCUGCAGGAGCUGCGUUUCCGUCCGUCCUCGGCGCUGGUGCAUGUGAGCGCCGCCCUGCAGCUGGAGCUGCGUCUCUGCAGUCUGAUGCCCGUUCCUGUGACGCUGGAGCAGAUCUCCGCAUACACUUCACACAGGAGCAGCCGGGCUCCACGGCUCAGAAACGAGCCGCUCAGAACCCAGACGGCACCGUCACCUUCCCCGCAGCCAGCCCUGCGUCUGCGUCUGCGCUGGAGCUCUGCGAGAUCCUGGAGCACAGUCCGUCUGAUAACGCGCUGAGCUCCGCCGGCGUGGCCUGCAGGAACAUGCACCUGCUGAUGCGUCGCCAUGACAGCACCACGUCUCUGGACACGCCCAACACCGCGCCAGCCGUCGCUAUGGAGGAUGCGGCGCAGAUGCUGAGGGCCAGUGAUGUCACUCUGUUGCCUGGCAACAACAGCAUCGUCUUCACCGCACCAAGUCAGAAGCCGGGCUCGUAUACUCUCCGGCAGCUGUGUGUGACGCUGGGCCGCGUGCAGUUCAUUCUGCCCCAUAUUUACCCUGUGGUUCAGUAUGAGGUUUACUCACAGGAGCCUCAGCUCAGCAUCCAGCCGCUCACAGAGCACCUGUUGGCCGGUCUGCCGCAGCAGGUGAAGUUCACUAUCCUGACGGGUCACUAUUCGGUGAAGAAGGGCGACGCUCUUCAGCUCAGUAACACUGACUCCAUGCCUGUGCUUCACUCGUCCACAUGCAGCGCCCGCAUCCUCAGCAGCAGCGCAGGUGAGAGAGACACACGCCACAAUCAGGUACAUUACCAAAACACACAGGGACUUUGGCUUGCUGACGGAAGCAGCUUUCAGUGUGUGUGUGUGCAGCUGGUCUUCAGGCAGCAGUGUGUGUUCAGCGUGUGGGAGCUGCGGUGGAGCGGUGUGUCGCCCGUCUCUGUGCACUGCGAGUUCUCAGCCGCUUUCGCUCCUGCAGACGCUCCGGACGCGGCACUCAAACCCUACAGAUACGACUUCACUCUGGAACGAGUUUCAACGCUGUACAGCGUGCGAGCAGAGAUCCGGCCGGCGGUGGGAGAGCAGCAGUGUUGCACCGGUUCUCUCUGCAGGCUGGAGGUGUCUCUAACGCGUCUCUCUGAAGCCAGCGACUCAGACGAGGAGUACAGCGAGACAGACGGCCUGCGCAGCAGCAGACUCCUGUAUGAAGUGAUUGACAACAGCAGUAACUGGGCGGUGUGCGGGAAGAGUUCAGGGGUCGUCUCCAUGCCGGUGGCUGCCAUGGCGACACACAAGGUUCACAUGGAGGUCAUGCCUCUGUUCGCGGGUCACCUGCUCGUCCCCAGCAUCCGUGUGUUCAAGUACCAGCCGCGCCUCGCCAGCCCCGUCAUCCAGCCGGACACCGACUCGUGUCUGGAGAACGACAGUCUGUCUCUGGAGGAUCAGGCGGAGACGGCGAGUCUGCGCAGCCGAGGCAGUGUCCAGUCUCUGGGCAGCGGAGAGUCUGCGCAGCCGCGGGGCCCGAUGCCCAAACGCCAGGCUUUCGGCCCCGGACAGGUGUUCAGCGGCACACAGGGCCAGCAGGUGUUAGUGCUGCCCGCCGCUGACCUUCACCUGAUGGAGGUCAACGUCACAUGACACGAAUCACUGGAGCCUGAGACUCGCCUCCAUCACGCACCUCAUGAGACACGCUGGACCCGGUGUCUCUCAGACAUCCCAUAAUGCCUUGCAGCCCCUCCUCUGUGUGCUCAGGUGUGUGUGUGUGCGAGUGUGUGCGUGCGUGAGAGUGUGUGAGUGUGUGUGUGUGUG
Molecule: messenger RNA, 3502 nt
Organism: Sinocyclocheilus rhinocerous
Lineage: Eukaryota; Metazoa; Chordata; Actinopteri; Cypriniformes; Cyprinidae
Gene: trappc10
Product: trafficking protein particle complex subunit 10
Exons: 19
Coding region: 230-3331 (1033 amino acids)
Biological process (GO): intra-Golgi vesicle-mediated transport; early endosome to Golgi transport
Cellular component (GO): TRAPPII protein complex
Source: RefSeq, a predicted model, not a curated record